AUGCAGAAGUGCCGGGCCGUCAAUUCCGCUCUGGGGUCGAGGGCAUUCGUCCCCGCCCCUCGGGUCCAAUUCCAAGUGCAGCGCCGGAAUCUCCAGGAUGUCGCGAUUACUAGAACUGGGAAGCCAAUUCUGAAGGUUCAGGGCGGACGGUCCUCUCUCGGAGGUCAUACCGCUACUGUUUUUGGUGCCACUGGCUUUCUCGGUCGCUACAUUGUCAACAAGCUCGCCAACCAGGGAUGCACGGUUGUUGUUCCCUUCCGCGAGGAAAUGACAAAGAGGCACCUCAAGCCGACUGGUGAUCUCGGAAGAGUUGUCUUCAUUGAAUACGACCUACGGAAUACCCAAUCUAUUGAGGAGAGUGUCCGUCACUCCGAUGUUGUCUACAACCUUGUUGGUCGUCAAUAUCCUACGAAGAACUUCUCCUAUACCGACGUUCAUGUCGAUGGAACUGAGCGCAUCGCCGAGGCUGUCGCCAAGUACGAUGUUGACAGAUUUAUCCACGUCUCCUCCUACAACGCCGACAAGAACUCGCCCUCCGAGUUUUUCAGGACAAAGGCAUGGGGUGAGGAGGUUGCUCGCUCAAUUUUCCCCGAGACUACCAUCGUCCGGCCUGCUCCCAUGUUUGGUUUCGAGGACAAUCUUCUCCACAAGCUCGCCGGUGUCACCAACCUCUUCACUUCCAACCACAUGCAGGAACGCUUCUGGCCCGUUCACGUCAUUGAUGUUGGCUCUGCCCUCGAGUUGAUGCUCCACGACGACACCACUGCCGGCCAGACUUUCGAGCUCUAUGGGCCGAAGAACUACUCUACUGCGGAAAUUGCUGAAUUGGUUGACCGUGAAAUCGUCAAGCACCGCCGCCACAUCAACGUCCCCAAGGCUGUCCUGAAGCCUAUGGCUUACUACCUGAACAAGCUCCUCUGGUGGCACACCAUCUCCGCCGAUGAGGUGGAGCGGGAGUUCAUUGACCAGAAGAUUGACAAGACUGCCAAGACAUUCAAAGACCUCGGUAUUGAGCCCGCCGAGCUCAGCGACCUCACCUUCCACUACUUGAAAGGCUACAGAAGCUCCUCCUACUACGAUCUGCCUCCCGCCACGGAGCGCGAAAGAAAGGAGGAAAAGAAGUACUUGCACGUUCUUGACGACCAGUAG
Molecule: messenger RNA, 1149 nt
Organism: Aspergillus fischeri NRRL 181
Lineage: Eukaryota; Fungi; Ascomycota; Eurotiomycetes; Eurotiales; Aspergillaceae
Product: complex I NDUFA9 subunit family protein
Exons: 9
Coding region: 1-1149 (382 amino acids)
Cellular component (GO): mitochondrion
Molecular function (GO): protein-containing complex binding
Source: RefSeq, a predicted model, not a curated record